Messenger RNA from Paramecium sonneborni, 775 nucleotides. NCBI's taxonomy places the organism in Eukaryota, Ciliophora, Oligohymenophorea, Peniculida, Parameciidae. The record is from the annotation of a GenBank genome assembly.
AUGAACGGAAUCAAGAUAGGUCGGUGGUUUAUUAUGUUUUGUAAAAAUGAUGAAAAGGAAUUUAAAUAAAUGUAAAUAUAAUAUAAGUAUUAAUGGGGAAUUAAUAAUCCUUUAUAUAGUGGAGGCGGAUUAUAUGAUUAAGAAGGAAAUUAGAAAAAGAUUGGAAAGUGGGUAGAAUUGGAUGACGAGUUUGGAUAUUAUAAAUACAUAAAUUACAGUGGUUAAUAUAAUAUGAAGGGCAUGAAGAUAGGCAGAUGGGAUAUUAUGUAUCGUAAAUAUAACGAGAAAGAAGAUUAAUAAAUGUAAAUAUAAUAUAAGUAUAAAUGUGGAAUUAAUAAUCCUUUUCAUAGAGGUGGUGGAUCAUAUGAUUAAGAAGGAAAUUAGAAGAAGAUUGGAAAGUGGGUCGAAUUGGAUGAAUAAUUUCUUAAUUUUAAAUAAGUCACUUAUAAUGGUGAAUAUAAUCUGAAUGGUAUGAGGGUAGGUAAAUGGGAUAUUAUGUAUUGUAUGAAAGAUGAGUAGGAAUAUAAAUAAAUGUAAGUAUUAUCUCAGUAUAAAGGGGAAUAUACAUAAAAAUAUAUGUAGUGGAAGCGGAUUUUAUGAUAAUGAAGGAAAUUAGAAAAAGAUUGGAAAAUGGAUAGAGUUAGAUCAAAGUUUCGUAUGGAAUAAUGUUAUCACUUAAAUUGGUGAAUAUAAUAUGAAAGGUUAAAAAGAAGGUAUUUGGGUUGAAAUGGGCAUCGAGAAUCAAAAUAAAGGAGAAACUUAUUACUAAAAUUGA